Molecule: messenger RNA, 1800 nt
Organism: Trametes versicolor FP-101664 SS1
Lineage: Eukaryota; Fungi; Basidiomycota; Agaricomycetes; Polyporales; Polyporaceae
Exons: 3
Coding region: 1-1800 (599 amino acids)
Source: RefSeq, a predicted model, not a curated record
AUGCAUCAUGCCCUCUUGUUACCCGAUAUCUUUCGCAGGAUCUUGGACUUUUUGGAAAUCAUACCGAACAGCGGCUUUUACUCGUCAUAUCAGGAAGGACGCGAACAUAACCUCUACAUAGCACGUCUUGCGCAAACGUGUACUACGUUCCUGGAGCCGUGUCUGGAUGCGUUAUGGAAGCACCAACGUACACUUGGUCCUCUGGUGAAGACGCUGCCUGCAGAUGCCUACGAACAACGGCCUCGCACGUACCGGGGGCUCGCUGCUGGCCGCCCCUAUUUCGACUUUAUAAUCAAACGACCGUUGUGCAAAACGGACUGGUCCAGAUUCGAUUACUAUGCCUCACGCAUCAAGUCGCUUGGAUAUUGCAGCAAUGAGUACGCCGACCAGGAAGGCGUUUCGUGGAAUGUACCCAGCGUGGUUUUCCGGCUGUAUGAAUUCUCUCCAUGGUUCUUAUCCGAUCUCUUUCUCUACCGUGGCAGUCGAUGGCUUCUACCCAAUCUCACGCGUCUUCGUUGGAAUAUAUAUGAUGCCCCGUACACCGAUCACCUCCCGCAAUUCCUCGGACCCAACCUCACAAGUUUCGCAUUCGCUCUACUUCCCCAGUCCCUCGAGCCUCCAGAGGACGCCCCCGAAGUGCAACAACGGAUAUCACAGGUCCUAGACGUUCUCGCCGAGUUGUGCCCUAACAUCACUGAGUUAGAAAUGUACCCGGAGUACUCAAGCGACGUCGUCGUAGCUGCGCGCAAGUUCGCAUACCAGUGCAAUAAUCUAGAAGGCUACCACGUGGACACCACAGAGCACGCUCCGUUUGACUGGGAUUUCCUUCAACACCUCGCCGCGAAGCCACAUCUACGAAAGGCAUUCCUCAGCCUGGACGCGAAUACGGCGGACCUGCUCCCGCUUCUCUCCUCCCCUCCGAUCUACCAUCCAUUCCCCGAGCUUCAAGUGCUCUAUCUCAAAGCAUAUCAUCUGCACUACUGUACUCCCUUGUUCGAAGCCAUGCAGCACUGCCGGCUAUUCAGCCUUAUCAUCGAAAUCGAAUCUCAGCCUCUCGCAUCGAACAUUAUCGACCUCUUUGAUGCCCUUCGCCAGCACUGUGCCAGGAAUACCUUGCAUGUUCUCCGCCUGACGCAGCGCUUCCUCAGUUUUGAAGGAGACAACUACCCGCCGCCCAAAUCUGACUAUCUCAUCGACAUUGCGGUUCUUUCCCCCAUUCUAGGACACUUUCCGAACAUCAGAGUCUUCGUCCUGCACAUCCCCCUCUAUGGCUGGCUAACAGACGAAGACUUCCGAGCUAUCGGAGACGCGUGGCCUGGGCUCGUCUACUUCUCCUUUCUGGAGACUUGGGGCACCCCAGCCGUCACUCCAGGAACAUGGGAGGGCGUCGCCUCCCUAGUUCAGCGCUGCCCUCUGCUGACCGAGCUACAUCUCCUCUUCGACACGACUCGUAAUAUCGACGCAGCUCUCGCGUUCGACGGCCGCCUUGAUACGCAGCUCCGAUACUUCAACGUCAUCGAUUCCGCACUUCCCGAGGACCCGGGAGCGUUUGCCCAGGCGCUUUUCGCCAUCGCACCCCGCAUCGGAUACGUGGAUCUGAGUGGUCCGUGGGAGAUGGAGGCCGUUCAAGAGGGUCCCUUGGCGUUCGAUCCAUACACCUACCGUGAACAGGUCGACAAAAUCAUGUGCGAGAUGCGGCGGGAGCGCUUCGGCGACGAAUACACCAAAGACGUCUUGGGAGCGAAGGAGAUUGCUGAUGCCGUAGACAGCCAGCCUAAAGAAUGGAAUCCAUGGGCGUAA